UCUUCUUUUCAUCCCAUUUGUUUCUUCGACAAAACCCACAAUAGAAGUAUUACGGUAACGGCGCACAAUAGCAGGCAAUAGAAAAUAGGAGACGUAUCUAACUACAAAUUAGUAUAAAACGACUGUUACGAGUACAAGUGUCGUCAUCCUUUUAGCUAAACUCACUGAAAACUAGUCGCUGGAAUCUCUCCUUCUCUUCUCAGCUCUUAUCGUCCUCACAAAUGUCUGCCACUGCCUCAUUUUCUGCUACUCUUCCUAAACCGACGCCGUUUCUAUCAACUCCGAAAUCCAUCUCAUCCUCCUCUAGUCUCAGUACUUUAGGAUUUCUUUCAAUUAGGUCCAAGUCCUUUAAGUCGCUUAGAGCUAAUGGCGGCGGCGGUUCAGCUGUUGGUGCUUGUAGUAUGGUCUCGAUGCCAGCUGUUAAGCCUUUGAUUUCUCUUGAUUUUGAAACUACUGUUUUCAAGAAAGAGAAAAUCUCUCUUGCUGGCCAUGACGAGUACAUUGUAAGAGGGGGGAGAGAUCUGUUCAAGUUGCUACCUGAUGCUUUCAAAGGAAUCAAGCAGAUUGGUGUUAUUGGUUGGGGUUCCCAGGGUCCUGCUCAAGCUCAGAAUUUAAGGGAUUCUCUAGGAGAAGCCAAGUCUGAUAUUGUAGUAAAGAUUGGACUCAGGAAGGGAUCUCGUUCAUUUGCUGAAGCUCGUUCUGCUGGUUUUACUGAAGAGAAUGGGACUUUGGGUGACAUUUGGGAAACUGUUUCUGGCAGUGAUCUUGUACUCCUAUUGAUAUCUGAUGCUGCGCAGGCUGAUAAUUAUGAGAAAGUGUUCUCCCAUAUGAAGCCAAACAGCAUACUUGGUCUUUCCCAUGGAUUUCUUCUUGGACAUUUGCAGUCAAUGGGACUCGACUUCCCAAAGAAUAUUAGUGUUAUUGCUGUGUGUCCCAAGGGAAUGGGUCCAUCUGUGAGGAGACUUUAUGUUCAAGGCAAAGAGAUAAAUGGUGCUGGAAUAAAUUCUAGUUUUGCAGUCCACCAGGAUGUUGAUGGUAGAGCCACAGAUGUUGCCUUGGGAUGGUCGGUUGCCCUUGGUUCUCCUUUCACUUUUGCCACUACACUAGAACAGGAGUACAAGAGUGACAUCUUUGGAGAGCGCGGCAUUUUACUUGGCGCUGUUCAUGGAAUCGUAGAGUCUUUAUUUAGACGAUACACUGAAAACGGAAUGAGUGAAGAUGAGGCUUACAAGAAUACUGUUGAGUGCAUAACAGGAAUUAUAUCAAAGACCAUCUCAACCCAGGGCAUGUUGGCUGUAUACAAUUCCUUGUCUGAAGAAGGCAAAAAACAGUUUGAGACUGCAUACAGUGCCUCGUAUUAUCCUUGCAUGGACAUCUUGUAUGAGUGCUAUGAGGAUGUAGCUUGUGGUAGUGAGAUCCGCAGUGUUGUCUUGGCUGGGCGUCGCUUUUAUGAAAGGGAUGGUUUGCCAGCUUUCCCAAUGGGUAAAAUUGACCAGACACGCAUGUGGAAGGUUGGUGAGCGAGUUCGAUCAACUCGGGCUGCAGGGGACUUAGGUCCUUUAGAUCCUUUCACUGCUGGAGUCUAUGUGGCACUAAUGAUGGCUCAGAUUGAAAUCUUGAGAAAGAAAGGGCACUCCUACUCUGAGAUCAUUAAUGAGAGUGUGAUCGAGUCGGUGGAUUCUUUGAAUCCAUUUAUGCAUGCUCGUGGGGUUUCUUUUAUGGUUGACAACUGCUCGACAACAGCAAGAUUGGGAUCAAGAAAAUGGGCUCCUCGUUUUGACUAUAUCCUCACACAGCAAGCUAUGGUAUCAGUGGACAAUGGUACUCCCGUCAAAUGUGAUCUUAUCAGCAACUUCAUGUCAGAUCCAGUGCAUGGUGCCAUAGAGGUAUGCGCCCAAUUGAGACCUACAGUUGACAUCUCAGUUCCCCCAGAUGCCGACUUUGUGAGACCUGAAUUGCGCCAAUCUAGCAAUUGAGAUCUAGGGGAAAAAAAAUUUUCUUCGAUCGGCUAGUAGAAUUCUAAUUUGUAAGGUUGAGUGAGAAGCUUGCUUCCAAUAACAACUUAUGGUCUAGUUUUUAGUUCUUAUUUGUAAGGUUGAGUGAGAAGGUUGCUUUGAAUAACAACUUAUGGUCUAGUUUUAUGAACUUACUCGUGUGAUGUUUGUAGUACUCAAAUAUUUCUAUGUACGAGACAUGUCUGUGCGCUUCUAUUA
This is a messenger RNA of Ricinus communis (castor bean), 2213 nucleotides long. Its product is annotated as ketol-acid reductoisomerase, chloroplastic. Gene Ontology annotation, biological process: L-valine biosynthetic process. Bases 222 to 1976 code for a protein of 584 amino acids. The record is from RefSeq and is a predicted model, not a curated record. The transcript is spliced from 10 exons. Gene Ontology annotation, cellular component: chloroplast; mitochondrion. Lineage: Eukaryota; Viridiplantae; Streptophyta; Magnoliopsida; Malpighiales; Euphorbiaceae. Gene Ontology annotation, molecular function: ketol-acid reductoisomerase activity.